This is a messenger RNA of Cryptococcus amylolentus CBS 6039, 2260 nucleotides long. RefSeq lists its product as hypothetical. The transcript has 4 exons. Lineage: Eukaryota; Fungi; Basidiomycota; Tremellomycetes; Tremellales; Cryptococcaceae. Bases 1 to 1806 code for a protein of 601 amino acids. The record is from RefSeq and is a predicted model, not a curated record.
AUGGAGUUCUACCUGUACCCAACCGCCCAACACCUAGAGCCGCUAUCUACCCUUCACCGGGCUCCAGAGACACCGUACAAACUAUACCGACACCCCCAAGUUGCGUCUCCUACUGCUUCGCUCUCUCCCACCGACACUCUCGUCUCUCCUACUGCGGGAGCUGCUUUCAAUCCCAAGGCCGAUCUUGUCACCCAGGAGGAGAUGAGUCGCCUGACCGACUUUUACCCGUAUGCCUUCACCGACUUCUUCGGGUCUGGUACGCCCUGUGUCUACAAGACGGGUCCUGCGUGGCCCAUCGCCCGAGGUAACGAGUCGCAGAAGAUCGUCCGCGCGGCUCGCCCCAUCUACAACCACCCCAUUGCACCCACCUGGCUCGAGACUGCAUGGGCCAUCGUCGCCCAGCUCGAUUUGCUGCAGCUGAACUGGAACACGGUCAACCCUCUCGCGUAUGCGAAUGCGGGCGAGGCCGCCUUGAUCUGUGACUUUGUCAUCACCAUUGGCGUGCAGCCCCGCUCUCUCGCCUACGCUGCUGCCGUGGCUGCUGCUCAGGCCGUCGUCGAGAUCCUCGAGGCCGCCGGCUUCCCCGAGAUCCAGGUGGCCUUCAUCGAGUCCGUUUACCGUCGCCACAUGUCCCACCCCAAGCUCAUGAGCUUCAACCCGAUCCUCGACUCUGAGGGUCUUCCCGCCCUGCGCAAGCCGUUCACGCCCACUCUCAGUCCUUCCAUCGCGCCUCUCAAGUCGCCUCACUACGAGGGGGCCGGCGGUCUGUACUUCCGCCUCAACGCCGAGGAGGGCGACAAUCGCGUUGCGCUCCUGACCUGCGCCCACGUCGCCCACCCGCCUCCGGUCUCUGAGAACAAGGUCUACACGCGCAGGAACGACAGCCAGGCGCGUGAGGAGAUCAUUCUCCUCGGCACGGGAUCAUACGAUGCUGCGGUCGCGGCCAUCAUGAAGUUCAUCGGCGACCGGACGAUUGCCAUCACCUAUUGGGAGACGGCUCGCGGUAGGCUCCCAGCGCAGAGGGACGGCGAGCCCAAGGGUGUCACGUCGAAGCGCAAGGAGCUCACGGACUUGAUCGACGCGGCGAGCAACAAUAUCGAAAAGGCCAACCAGCUCCACACCGAUGUCACAAAGCAUUUCACCACGACUGUCUCCCGCGUCAUCGGCUUUGUUGUGCACUGCGCCAAGAUCGAGGUGGGCGAAGACCAGUUCAUGUACGACUGGAGUCUCAUCCAGAUGGACGAAGACAAGAUCGAGUGGGACGACUUCAAGGGGAACAAGCUCUUCGUCGGUGGGAACAAGACCGCCGUCGACUGGGUCAAUUACAUGUUCCCCCAGGAGGUCAAGGAUCGUCGCGAAUUCCACGCGCCCGAGGACAUGCUCCUUGCGCUCAAGGACGUCGUCCCCGAGGCAGAGUUCCGGAACCCCCAGAACUUCGACAUCCACAACGUGAGGACGCUGCUUGCCGUCAAGAACGGUCGUUCCACCGGCACCACCUUUGGACGCGUCAACGGCCUGGAGUCCAUCACUCGUCACUACCCCGAGCACGGCAUCGCCCAGAAGACCCUCGAAUUCAUCGUCUGUGGCUACGACACGGUAACGGCCAAGAACGCCAAGUUCUCCGACGACGGCGAAUCUGGCUCGAUCGUGGCGGGCCGCGAUGGGCGUAUCAUUGCUCAGAUCACGGGCGGUGGCGGCCCUACCGACGAGAUCGACAAGACGUACGUCACCCCCUUCUACGCGCUCCAGGGGGCCAUCAAGAAGAAGUACCCGAACUGCUACCUCGUCCCCGCUACCGUUGUCUAAGUCAAGGUCGGUAGCCUCUCCCAACGACGCCUCUCCGUCCGACUGUCUUUUCUCUCGACCCUGUCUCGCCUUGGCCUGUCUCGCUUUGCUCCGGCAUACGACCUUCCCUUUUUUUUUUCUCUCUCUUUGCGCUUGGUCAUAUAUAUCGUCAGUUUGUCGACACCGACUCCGCGCAUCAACGUCCAGGUUUGUGUUCUGCCUUUGUUUGUUCAUGCUAACUUUGGACGCCGGACAAAAAUCCCAUUAGGGGUAUAUAAAUCCCAAGUAACUUUUCAAAAGAUACAUAGAGCGAUCGGACUUGUACUAUGCGAUAGAGGAUGCUCUCCGAUGCAUCCUCCAGCAAAAAUAUUCAGGAUAGAUGCAUGGACGAGUGAGAUACGAGGGGUACAAAACUGCUCGUCUUCCGCCGCGGUCCGUCGUUCAACGUGUCCUACAUGCAUUCGUCCUCGAGAUC